GAUAAGUGGAAGCACCUUGCAAAUUCUAUAGUACGUCUAAUCAUAGUAUGCCAUUGAUGUUGUGACGUGUAAUAUUUUUUUAAACUAAAUAAACAGCGAUUUGGUCGCGAAAAUUGGCCGAAGACGUGAAAAUACCUUAGAAAGGUAAGAUGAUGCAAGAUGAGCAUCUUGGUGGUCCACCGAGACGAAAUGUUUUUAGUCAAGCAUUAGGAAGAAUAUCACAGGUAUAUUUGUUAUAUCAAAGAUAUUUGGACCUUUGGACCCCUCAUGUAAUAUCUAGAUGGAUAUUCGCUUUAUUGCUAAUAUUUGCUUUUAUUCUGCGUAUAUUUCUUGCACAAGGAUGGUAUAUUGUUACAUAUGCAUUAGGAAUUUAUCACUUGAAUUUAUUUAUAGCAUUCCUCACUCCAAAAAUCGAUCCAGCAAUGGAUUUUGAUGAUGGUGAUGGACCCGAAUUACCUACAAGAUCUAACGAAGAAUUUAGGCCAUUUAUUAGGAGAUUACCCGAAUUUAAAUUCUGGUACUCUGUGGUGAAGUCCACGGUAAUAGCUAUGAUAUGCACUAUGUACGAUUCCUUCGAUGUACCAGUAUUUUGGCCCAUAUUAGUUAUGUAUUUCAUAACUUUAUUUUGCAUAACAAUGAAACGUCAGAUAAAGCAUAUGAUCAAAUACAGAUACCUGCCCUUCACCCAUGGAAAACCAAAGUACCAAAACCACGAGGAUACUUCGAGGUUAAUACCUUCAAAGUGAAUAGGUGUGAAGAGUCCACUUGUGGAAAUUUGAGGGGUGUCAUAGCAUUAAAAAAAAAAAAAACGAAACAGAAAUCAAUUUCCUUGGUACAAAAAAAAAACGAAAUGCAUUUGUUGAAACGAAAUGAGUCGAAUGGAAAGAAAAGGGAAAGAACUAAGAAGGCAUGAAUGAGAUGUGUGAAUGGCGAGCGUGAGAGACCAAUGAAGAAGUUCGGUCGAGAGCGCAACGGAGAUUCCAAAUAAAAAAACUGUUGAAGCAUUGUCUCGUA
Megalopta genalis is the source of this 1014-nucleotide messenger RNA. RefSeq names its product protein RER1. Lineage: Eukaryota; Metazoa; Arthropoda; Insecta; Hymenoptera; Halictidae. Gene Ontology annotation, biological process: protein retention in ER lumen; retrograde vesicle-mediated transport, Golgi to endoplasmic reticulum. Gene Ontology annotation, cellular component: Golgi membrane. The record is from RefSeq and is a predicted model, not a curated record.